This is a messenger RNA of Setaria italica (foxtail millet), 1461 nucleotides long. Its product is annotated as transcriptional repressor ILP1-like. The record is from RefSeq and is a predicted model, not a curated record. The coding region runs from base 1 to 1461 and encodes 486 amino acids. Gene Ontology annotation, molecular function: DNA binding. Gene Ontology annotation, cellular component: nucleus. The transcript has a single exon. Gene Ontology annotation, biological process: mRNA splicing, via spliceosome. NCBI's taxonomy places the organism in Eukaryota, Viridiplantae, Streptophyta, Magnoliopsida, Poales, Poaceae.
AUGAGUAGCCACCGCAAAAACUUCCGCCGCCGCGCGGACGACGAAGAGGACGCUAACGGAGACGGCGGCAGCCACUCCAAGCCCGCCACCAAGACCCAAACCCUAACGGUGCCCAAGCCCAAGUCGCCGCCGAGGCACCAGGGGGCGAGCCGCCUCAGCUUCGCCGACGAUGAGGACGAUGAUGACGCCGAGGAGGGCCCGUUCGCGCAUCGCCGCCGCCCUACGGCCUCCGUGUACCCGGCCCGCACGGCGUCCCCUGCUGCGGCGUCGCUCCAUCGCCUCACGCCCGCCAGGGAGCGGCACAGGAGCUCGCCGGCGGCUGCUAUUGCUGCGGUGUCGGCGCCCAAGCCCUCCAACUUCCAGUCUCAUGCUGGGGAGUAUACUCCAGAGCUCCUGCACGAGCUCCAAAAGAACGCCCGCCCACUCCCCGGCAGCCUCAUGCGUGCACCACCGCCGACUCCGGCACCUGAGCCCUGGUCUCAGAGGUUGGCUGGAGCCCCUGCCAGUUCCACUCCUACUACCUCCACGGCAGCUGCAACAGAACCAGUGGUUAUUCUCAAAGGCCUGGUCAAACCUAUGGCAGAGGCAAGCAUUGGGCCAAGAAAACCCUUGCAGAAGGAGGACGAAGAUAAGUCUGAGGAAGAGGAGGGAGGAGAUGAAGAGGACGAAGGGCCAGUGAUACCUGACCGUGCGACUAUUGAAGCCAUCAGGGCGAAGCGGCAGCAAAUGCAGCAGCCAAGGCACGCAGCUCCAGGUUACAUCUCCCUUGAUGGUGGUGGUGUGCUCAGCAGCAAGAAUGCUAGCGGUGAGUCCAGUGAUGAGGAUGACAACGAGACAGGGGGUCGGAUUGCAAUGUACACUGACAAGUCAACUGACAGCCUGAGGAGCACAAAAGGUGUGUUUGGUGGGAUCAACAACAGGGGUCCUGCUGCCAGUUUGGGUGCUCUCAGUGAUGGGAUCAGCGAGGUUGAGGAUAAUAUGGAUGAUGAUGACGAUGAGGAAGAGAGGAGGUGGGAGGAGGAGCAAUUCAGGAAGGGGCUUGGUAGGAGGGUGGAUGAUGCUUCUGCUCAAAGAACAGCAAAUGGUGCACCAGCUUCUGCUCAGGUUCAGCCGCAGGCAUUUGGAUACUCUGUGGGUUCCCAUCACCAGCACUCUCUUAGUGGUGCUGUACCUGCAGCAUCUGUUUUUGCCUCAGGAAGCGUGGAAUUCUUGUCCAUUGCUCAGCAAGCUGAUGUUGCAAAUAAAGCCCUGCAAGAGAACAUCCGGAAGCUUAGGGAGACUCACAAGACAACAGUGAGCGCUUUAGUAAAAACCGAAACACAUCUUAAUGAAGCUCUUUCGGAAAUAUCUAGCCUGGACAGUGCUUUGAAGGAUGCAGAAAAGAAGUUUGUGUAUAUGCAGGAGCUCCGCCACUAUAUUUCAGUGAUGUGUGAUUUCUCCGAGGAACUCACAAAGAAAUAA